Amoebophrya sp. A25 is the source of this 5409-nucleotide messenger RNA. The record is from the annotation of a GenBank genome assembly. NCBI's taxonomy places the organism in Eukaryota, Dinophyceae, Syndiniales, Amoebophryaceae.
AACAAAGUGGCCUGGACCGGUACAAGAAUUCCACUGGUCUGCCACCUCGUAAUUGUACAUCAGCUGGCAGCGGUUCCGUCCUCGGCAGGCCUCCUCCACUACAGAGAACAGGUUUCCGAACUUUGCCUGGGGCGAGACAAUCUUCCGCGAGGGUGAGCGCGAGUAACGUCGUGCCGCCAUCUGUCUUGUGUACUAAUGUAGGCUUAAACGAAUCUUCCUCAUCUGAUCGAGAACCAGCGACUAAUACUACUGGCAAACAGGGGGUCGCCAAGGUGUCCUCCCCGACGCGGAAAUUCGAGCAUAGUAGUGCUCACUCUGUCGCGCUUUCUGACGAGACAGACGGGGUAAGCGAUGAAGACGAGCCGAGAGCGACGACGAAGCAUGGUCGGCGUGAUUCGCUGACGCUUGCGAGGACGCGCAGACUGCGCUUUAACAGGGUAGGUGGUGCUGCAAGUAGCAAAGAGAAAAAUAGAGCGGAUAUUCGACUUGGACACGAGGAAGAUGUCGAGGCUGCGACCGAGCGGCGGCCGAUGUUGCUGCAUAUGACUAGCGACGAACGGGAAGUGGUGCGACACACUCCAGAAUCUUCCGAUUGCAAUACUACCUUUUCCCCUACUGAGGUAGACGGGGAGAUGAUUAGUGUUUCCGGGGUCGCGAAGAAAAAAUCCAUUUUGGGCCAACAACGCGCUCGCGAGUCGGAGAGAAGGCGAACAACUCCAGGAGGCCGCCUGUCGUCCGACAGUGAAAAACGCCCAGAGACAAGUUCUCCUAGCCGCAAGUCCCCGUCGAUGCCACUCGUUGGAUGCCUUCCCCCUUCUAGUUUCUUGGAUGGGCCGUGUCGUCUGCCAACGAGAGAAGCGAGCCCGUUGGUGGAGUCGGGUGGCUUCGUUCCCACGCGCUAUCGUGGGCAUAGUCACUCCUUGUGUGAUAGUCGGGAUACAGUGUCUGUAGACGGGUCCUUCAAUUUUGGGCGGCCUCCUAUGGCGACCCCGCUGGCGUCUGGCCGUGCCAGUACUUCUGGAGAUAUGAUAGUGGUGCUUCCGCCAACCGAGUCCUCGCCUCAGCGCUCAAGCACGGUUGUAUCUCACCAAGGCACGUCGGCUGCUGAAUGGUACUGGGGGACACUUCCAGCGGACUCAGAGGCGCUGAGUGCGCCUUCGACCGGCCGCGAAGCAAGCGAGGACAGUUCGUUGCUGGAAAGGGGUCCACCAGUAAUUGGUCAGGUGAGUGAAUCAGGGCUGCCAAUUGACAUAAACACAGCGCCGUCACACGCAGGGGAAGAUAGCAGGCUGCAUAGCAGAGGCGGAUGUGGAGCACCUUCUGGUAGAACCCCUGGCACUGCGGAUUCGGUGUGGGCGCCAGCGCUUCUUAGUUGUAGCACGACAUCUUCUUGCAACAGCAAAAGCAGUAACCCGUCCGGGCCAAGUGCGGCGGCGUAUUCUGCCUCCGCGAUUGAUGUCGAUGAGCGAUUUUCACGUGGUAGAUCGGAGAGUGACUUUUCUCAGUCUGGAAAAGAAGGGGGCUUUGGAAUACCUUUUUCAUCAACAGCACCAUCAGCGUCCUCUUCUAGUACACUGCAUGAGCAAAUUAGCAAUCCAAAAACAUUACCUUCUUCAUCACGGCCUGGAGGUACUAGUAUCACCAAUGCUGGUCCCCGCACUGGAGGAGGCAUGACACGUAGACGUUCCGUAUCAGACCCCGAGGAAACGUGGCACGUGAUUCAUGCAUCGGCGGCUCCGCCGUCUGACAACGCGGGUGAUAGCACUCCAAGCAAUUUGCUUGCUGCGUUAGGCGACAUUCCGCCGAUUCCUGGCGACCUGUGCGGUAAUGUAUUUUGCGAUGCCUCUUCCUCUAACACUAAUAUUCAGAAUGAUAUGGCAGGAAUACGAAUAUCUUCACUCAUACUCAAAGAACGUCAGCUUUUGAGCAGAAUGGAGUUACCUUGUAAACAAGGUAAAGAAAUGCCUAAAAAACUGCUCUUGAGUAUGAGGAACGUGGUCCGUUUCACAAAGGAGGGUGCUGGCAUUUCCACAAAGAGUAGCGCUAGAGCUACGCUGCUGACCAAAACAUUUUCCGAGGACGAACUGCGACAGUACUCACUCGUAGAAUCUGCAAUAGAUAAACACGAUCCUGCUGAACAAGGUGGAGAGUCUUUCUCUCCUUCCAGGAGAGAGCUGACAGCGCGGCCUCCACGUAGCAUGGAGCAGCACGAACGAUUUGGGCGCCAGAUGAAACUAUCUUCGGACUUUCUGGCUUCCUGCAGUGAGUGCUCGACAACUGAGCCCGUUCUACAAGUGCGAUCUUCCAUCAAUACCAGCGAAGGGUUUUCGCCUUCUGGGAGAGCACGUGCGGCUGCGGGACGCGUCGGCAAUGUUACGACUCAAGAUAUGUUGCGCUCUUUCGUAAUAGAAUGUUCUGAUCCAGAUCCUGUCUCGCUUCCUUGAUCCUGAUCCAGUUCCCAAAUUCCCAAUCUUUCCGGUCGUUCUUCCAUGCUGUUCCUAGUCGUUUGAUGAUCUUACCGGCAAGCGCCUGCAAUCUUAAUCUUAAACUUUCCAAGUCCAGCGAUCCAGUCAAUCUAUUGCCCGAGCUGUGUCCUUCUGGUGUUUCGUGGUCAAAGCCUUGCGAUGGUGAUCAUGCUCCCCCUGGGUACGCUACUAGAUCCGUAGCUUACGACGUUCCCCAUGGUGUUCCGAUUCGUUUAGACUGGUCCGAUUCGUUUCCUAGUACUACCAAAACGCGCACUAUCUUUACUGCCACUGAUUUCCUUCCUUCUCUCAAGAUAUACACGCCAGGAGUUGGAGGCUUUUUGGUCUUCACUUUUUGGCAUCUUUUUAAUAGCCUGCUACUAUUUCUAUAGCCUGCGCGCUUUUAAGCAACUGGAUCCAUUUAAACUGCACGAAGCUACAAACUGAAGCAAAGCGCGCGCAUUGGCCUGAGUCGUGAUCUUGCUGCCAUUUCCUGACCAGUAUCCGCAUCUCUUGCGCCGCCUUGUGUUCUGAUUCUCUGCCCGCUGCUACAGCCACCGGGCUGAGCUUGUACGUGGGGAAUCGAGUGACAUCGAGAGAAGCCCCCCACUACAAUGCUACGCCUUCGCACUAAGUGCGUGGCGCGUUGCAUGUUCUCGGUGGUUUCCAUCAUAGUGCUGAAAGCUCACAUAUCUCCCUCUUUUCCGUUCCUAUUUUCUUCUAAGCGUGGGACCAGUGCGGUGACCUCCCAGAGACAUGACAAAGAGGUGAGAAAGAGAAAGAAGAAACCCCCGGUCUCUUCUCCACCAUGGAAGCGGGAAAAGAAUCGGCGGUCUUGUCAGAUUGCCUUCUCACCGGGAACGCUAGCAGAUGUGCCCGAGGACGAAGAUAUCACGACCCCCUGCACAGCGCUCUUUCCUGCAACUCGUUGAGGAAAAAGGUCAAAGUUAGAGAUUAUCCCAUCAGUCCCAUCCAUCAGUACCAUGAUUCUUGUCCGUCUUGCGCACAAGAAAAGCGUCAGCGAUGAGACCAGGGAAACGCGUCCCACUACGCUCCCCAGUCACUGAGGGUUCACGCUGCAACCGUCAAAGCAAAGGACGAAUUUUCCGAGCCGUGGACUGAUCGAUGCUGUGCGGCUUCUCCGCAUUGUGUGCCUGCCCAAAUGAGAUUUUUAGCGUCGACUAUGAGGCUUCAUAUUUGAGAUUAUGCGUAUUUUUGGAUGUAUCCAACUGGUUUCUUCGACCUUCAGAUUUAGGGGCGACCUCAGAAUGUAAAAAUCGAUGGUGCUCCCCUUCUUCGUCUCGUUAUGGUUCUCAACUUUAACUUCCAAAACGAUUGUGAUGAUUGCGAAGGUAGACGCCUAAAUUGUCCUAGUACUUGUAUACGAAGUAGCGCUUUGUUGAGCACUUUUGGCUAGUACGAAGAGGGUUUCUUGCUCGAUUUUCUUAACUUUCUGAAGACAGUAGUUUUAGUUAUGCGUUUAACUCUCUGCAAUAAUGCGCUGAAUAGUAGUUUUAUUUAUGUGGAAAUCUAGUUUUUUUAAAUAUGGAUCUUUUGUUUAUGUUUCGUUUGCUGUGUGGGCGAGGAGUUUUUUUUUCGUGAUUUGACUAGAUACAUUUUGUUUGCUCAUGUUUUUUUUUUCCGUUCUACCUUAUCGGAUGUAGUCAUAUCUUGGCAUAGAGAAGGUCGCGUGACAUUGUCUCGCUGGCGUUGUAGGUUGCAGAAUACUUAGUAGUUAUUUGCUCAUAGUUUCAUAAGCUUAAACUUUGGGACGUGUUGUUGCGAAAUUCAAAACAAAAUUCCAUUUUGGUACUCAUAUGUUUUUUGUAAAACACAAAUAGGGCCGCGGCUGUCAUUAGUUCGGGCACAAGCAGAAGAAGCAUUGUUAUGAUCGCGAAUGCACGACCAUAGUGGAGAAUAUAGUGGAUCGUGCGUACUUUUCUGAUGUUAUCAUAAAUGUAGGCUUACAUAAUCCUCACUUGGUCAUUCUUAAGAAUACAGCAUGAGCUUUAGUAUCUUUGGGAUUUUUUUCAUAAUUUUGCUGACUGAGCAAGGAAUCGAAGUAGUAGAGGUUUUUUUAUUGUCACACUUGAAUUUUCGGCUCCUUUUCGUAAUGACUAGUGUCUCGUAGUAACUAGCUAGAGAGGACAUACAAGUGUUUUUGUUAGUGAGUGUACGACGUGGAGUGAAUUUCGCUUAUGAUCAGCAUGGACGUAGCAAAAAAAGGCAUAGCUAGCUUUCAAAUUCUUUCAUACACUGCCUGGCACCACGGGCAAUCCGGGGAUUGUUUUCCUUAGUGUCAUAAUCUUUCUUUUUACUGGUGGGGCUUUACUGUUGUGCUGACAUUAAUUAUCUCAACGUAAUGGGAUCUCCAUUUUAAGACGCAGGAGGACGGGGCUUCUGCUUCUGUAUUCUAGUGUCCACAGUCCUAGUGUGUAGAUUCUUGGCAAGUGUGCAAGGCGGUCGCGUCUCUUUGUCUUAGCUUUUACUUUCUCUGAGAGAGUAGAUUGAUCGAUGACCGAUUGCUUACGAAUUGAAAGCGUCUGUCUAUAACAGCGCUUUUCUUUUCUAAUCUUGGAGAAUUCAUUGUUGAAGGGGCAUCUUGUUGGGCUAAAAUCAAGAGCCUUCCCACAGACUUGAUUUUUAAGAUCAUCUUCAGUCAGACUUAGUAUUCAAGUUGUAAGCAUAGCAAUAACUUACUCGUGGAAUGCCGUAAAGGAUGGACACACUAUGUACACAGGAGACCGCUUCAGGUCUACCGCUGCCAAAAGUCACCCGUCUUUUGCCAUGCGACUCGUUGUAGAUGGCAGAAUUCUUAUGGGUGAUGGCUCGAUUUGGGGCGUACUAGAGCCAUACUGUAACUUGUGUAUCUUUUUUUUCAGCUCCAAGAAUCUCUCUGGUCAUAACGACCGUGAUCGCUUUUCGGGGAGCUGGCGUGCCCUCC